UCACGAGUGGUGGGGGGGUGAGAAAAGGUGGUUCCCUUCUGCACCGGACCGACGGCGGAGAGGCGCACAGGUAGCCAGCAGUAGUACUGCGGGCUCCCGCUAGUCUACCUAGCGACACGACCGGAGAGUGCGGAGGUGCGAGCCUCGGCGAAGCCUCCCCGCAUCCUCUUCUCCCGCUCGGGUCACCUUAGCUCUCGUCCACCGGCAUCUCCCGACGAUGACACCUGGCAAACGAGGAGCCGCAGUCAUGUCCUUCUCGGUGGCGAUAUUCGGCGCGCUGAUGCUGCAGUCCGUCUCUUCCCAGUACGAGCCGAGCAUCUUCGCUUCGGAAUCCGCCGUGCUUCCCGUGGAAGGCGACGUCCUCAUGCUGCAGUGCAACCUGACCUCCAACCAAAAUGCCUUCCAGGAAAGCUUCUGGAUGAAGAACGGGGAGGAGAUCCCAGAGACACGCAGCUCAAAUAGGAACACGGAGCGCAGGAUAAACAGACCACGAGGUGAUGACACUGGUGUGUACAUGUGCGUCUACACCUUUGAGAGUGCGCCUCCAGCCAAUGCCACCAUCGAAGUUAAAUCUGCUCCUGAGAUCACAGGCCACAAGCGGAGUGAGAAUAAGAACGAGGGCCAGACCGCUGUACUUUACUGCAAGUCUGUGGGCUUCCCUCACCCUCUGUGGACCUGGCGCAAGUUUGAAAACGGCAUAUUUAGGGAAAUCGAUAACUCAACUGGACGCUUCUUCAUCAGCAGCAGAGACAACUACACUGAGCUCCAGAUCAUGAACCUGAACAUUAGUUUAGACCCAGGGGAGUACCACUGCAAUGCCACCAACAUGAUUGGCAGCCGCGAUGAGAAGUCCGUGCUGAGAGUCCGCAGCCACUUGGCCCCUCUAUGGCCUCUGCUGGGGGUUUUGGCUGAGAUCAUCAUCCUGGUCAUCAUCAUUGUUGUUUAUGAGAAGCGCAAGAAGCCAGAAGAUUUACAAGACAAUGACGACCCAGCUGGACCAGUGAAAACUAAUUCUACCAACAACCACAAAGACAAGAACCUGCGCCAGAGGAAUACAAACUGAGCAGCCUGUCUGCUAAGUUUCAUUAUACAUGUAUUGACCAUAUGAAGGUAAAAAGGAGGGGAACACAUACCACUUAAUGGGCUGUAUCUGCCAUUGAAAGUAUGCUUGUGGAGACAAAUGAGGCAUGCCUUAUGAUUUGAGGGUGGGAGGUCUGGAGGUACUGACACCACUAUGGAAUUGUUGACUUUAUAAUCAUUGUUGCUGCAUGCGGUUGUUGACUUUUAUUAUUUUUCCCUCUUAUCCACAUUUUUACUACUUCUAAUGUAAUGCAUGCAAGACGUUUACCUUCUGUUUGCUACAGAAAUGGCUUCUUUCUUUUUUCAGAGUGGCUUCAUGUAGAUAAGAGUACUGUGUGUUCUAAAGGAAAAACAAAACUCUGCAAUGUAAAAGAUAACGCCACCAUAAUCUGGUAUGACAGUCGUGUACAGUUUUAUCAUUGCGCUGCAUACCAUUUUUUAGGCUUUUGUUUUCAUUUUAUCAGAAUAUAUAUAGAUUACAUAUUAAGGGCUUUGCAAUGUCCCUCUUCUAUUGGUUAAAGUUUACUUUAAUGGAUGUAUGUACUGUAUUUAUUAAAUUGCUAGCUAUAUAUCAGAUCACCGUUAAUAUAAAGUCUAUUCAUAUAAUGCACUUAAAUGUUGAGAAUAAUGAAAACCUGUAUAAACCUACUUUAGGAAGUCUGUACUAAUCAUUCUAACAUUGUUUUCUAAUUCUGUGUAUUGUACAGCAUGGCUAUUAUCCUAUGCAAUUAUUACCCAUAUCAAUAUAUUGAAAAUCAUUGCGGCUUUUGAUUUCUCUGUGACAAAGCUUUAAACAUGUAGGAUUACCAUAGAGCGUUGAUGGCAUACUGCACAGCUGCAUGAAUUCUCUACAGCUGACGUGGGAGGCGGCGAAAGUUGGCACACGUCAGGACUAACACGUUUCAAUCCCAAUCUCCAGAUCCAGAGUCAUUUUAUGAAUAAAUAUCUUGGAAAAAUA
Betta splendens (Siamese fighting fish) is the source of this 2038-nucleotide messenger RNA. It is a transcript of the gene nptna, whose product is annotated as neuroplastin a. NCBI's taxonomy places the organism in Eukaryota, Metazoa, Chordata, Actinopteri, Anabantiformes, Osphronemidae. The record is from RefSeq and is a predicted model, not a curated record. The transcript is spliced from 8 exons. Gene Ontology annotation, cellular component: cell-cell junction. Gene Ontology annotation, molecular function: cell adhesion molecule binding. Bases 218 to 1063 code for a protein of 281 amino acids. Gene Ontology annotation, biological process: cell-cell adhesion.